AUGGCCGCCGUCCAAUCGAUGAUAGCGGAAUCGCUUCCCGCACCAACACCCACGAUUGCCUUGAACGGUUCUACCGAUCCCACCGCCAUGCAAAUAGAUGAACCCAGUUCGAGCCCGGCCACGAUCAGUGACAGCACAUUUGGAUGCACGCCAACAAGGGGAGAUAGCAGGAUUGUGGUUAUCGUAUUUGGACCAGGCCAGGACAAGAUUGUUUCGGUAUUUGCAGAGGUGCUUGGGACGCCAUGUCGGAUACGGAAUGGCUUUGACAAAGUCUCGGCCGACGAUUCUGGCUUUGUCGUUGGAGUCGCAGCAGGCGAAGCAAAAGGAGAUGUCGCUGCGAGGAACCAAGACCUCGUCGUUGCCAUAAAUACUCACUGUGUGAAUCUAGGGAUGCCCCCCGACAUCCACCUCUCUGCCAAUUGCGACUACGAAUUCCUCUACACCGAAUCGCCCUACCUGCGUCGCGACCUGGCCAGGUUUAUCUCUUUUACUCUAGGCCAGAUCAACUGCCAUGAAGCUCUUAUGGCAAAGCCAAGAACAUACUUCAUUUCCACAACCUUCCCAGACGUUCGCGCCGCUCUGCCUAAUAUCGAUAUUCUGACUGUGGGUGCAGAUGCGGUUGAGAUCCGCGUCGACCUAUUGAGAGAACCCCUCAGCGAAGGCGGUUUCUCAGAAGUUCCUAGCCUGAGCUACGUUGGUGAGCAACUCAUGCUGCUUCGUCAGCGAACAGAACUUCCCAUUAUCUUCACCACCCGAUGUGUCAGAGAGAACGGGAGGUUUCCCAUGGAUAGGCCCGAACUAUACUACGAAUACCUAUACCGCGCGAUCCAGUGGGGUGUAGAGUACAUCGAUGUAGAGCUGUGGCUCCCGGAAGAAAUACGCAAGAAGCUGUAUGACCAACGAGGCAACUCCCGCAUCAUGUCGGCAUUCCAUGAUUUCUCAGGAUCCUUCCGAUGGCCAUUGGCGUACGCUCAGGAGGUGUUUGAGAGGUCUAUACCUUAUGCUGAUAUCAUCAAAAUGAUUGCCAUCAUCAAUGAACACAAUGAGAAUUUCGAACUUGAGUAUUUCCGCUCCAAAAUGCGUGCUGAAUAUCCAAACGCACCACCCUUUUCCGCCGUCAACAUGGGCGAGGUCGGUCAGUUUUCGAGGACUUUGAACCCCGUCUUCACGCCUAUUACCCACCCACUGCUUCCUCUCAUAGCGGCUCCUGGUCAGUUGAGCGCGGCCGAGAUCAAUGCAGCGCUAUCUCUACUGGGUCAGCUACCAAGAAAGCGUAUCUACGGAAUCACCAGUGCAUUGUCUCGAAGCGCUACGCCCCAAGCACCUUUCUACGAGAAGUGUAUCAACGAAUUAGGCCUCCCGCACCAAUUUGCAGUUGUCGAAAGACAUCCCAAUAACCCAAGGAGCAUCGAAGCGUGGUGCAACCAAAAGCACUUCGGAGGCGCAUAUCUCAACCCUGCCCUGCCGCAUCAUACAUUAACCAAGACUAGCCCCUUCUUCGCUGGUCUAAAUGGAGGUAACGGUCCAGUACUGACUGAAGCUGCUCGCGUUAUUGGAGUUGUAGAUACCAUUGUGGUCCAAUCUGGAACAUCGUCCAGAUCAUCGUCACCCGGUUCGAUGCCAUCAAGUCCGCGUCACCGACAGAGCGACUCGGUUGAAUUCAGUAGCCAGUCUGGCCUGGGAUCAACAACCUCUCUUGUAUUCGACAAUGCUGGUUGGAAGGGUAUACUUAGCACACUCACACGCGAUUUGGCACCUUCUGCGUAUUUCGGUCGCUCAGCUGUUGUUAUGGCUUCAUCGUCGGACGACGCAGCCCCUGUUUUCUUCGCCAUGAGAGCACUCAAGAUAUCCAAGAUCUACACGGUCGGUUUCCGCACACCAAUCAGUCUCGCUCGAAACGCACCUCCGAUCGAACCUUUCAUCAGCCUCGAGAGCCUCCAGCGUGCUCGCUCCGUGGAAAACGACAGCGCUCCCUUUGUCAUCGUAUCGGCGCUUGGUUCGGAUAAGAGCCAUCUUGUUGGCAUGUUACUGCGAGCAUUCGGAGGUGUUGGGCCAAAGGGAGUAACGCAUACCAAAAAGGUUUUUCUUGAUCUGGCCGAUGGAGCUGGAAGGAAGAGCUCAGAUCCAGGACUGAUUGCUGAGAAGAAUGGGUUUGCCGCUUAUGGAGCUGACGAUGUGGCUGCUUUCACAACGGUUGAAAGCCUGCGGUUACUCGUUGGGCAAAACGUGCCUUACAGUUUUGUCAGGCUGGCAAGUGGGAGCCACCGAUAUGGAGCUUGA
Molecule: messenger RNA, 2280 nt
Organism: Fusarium pseudograminearum CS3096
Lineage: Eukaryota; Fungi; Ascomycota; Sordariomycetes; Hypocreales; Nectriaceae
Exons: 1
Coding region: 1-2280 (759 amino acids)
Molecular function (GO): 3-dehydroquinate dehydratase activity
Source: RefSeq, a predicted model, not a curated record